AUGUACUAUAGACUAAGCUCGCCACUAAGAGUAAUCUCUGCUAAUAGCCCAUCGUAUGUGUGGACUAGCAUUUCGGCUACAAGGGAGUUGUUGAUGCUGGGAAUUAGACAGAAGAUUCAUUCGGGUCAUGAAGUCAAGGUCUGGGAAGAUCCGUGGAUCCCAACGACCCCUACGAGACAAGCUAUCCCGGUGGCGCCAUUUAUGAUUCCCAAUAUGAGAGUGAGCGAUCUCAUUAACCAGGAAGCGAAGGAUUGGGAUGAGAGUUUGUUGGAGAACUAUGUCAAUAUGGAUGGCAUACCACUUAUAAGGAGUUUGGCCAUAAGCUCAGCUCACCGUCGAGACACUUUUUGCUGGAAUUACACAAGGAAUGGACAAUACACGGUCAAAUCGGGAUAUUGGGUUCCUCAGAAUUUAUUAAAGACAGAGGAGGAAAAGGAGAUUGUGGAGCCAAGUAUCACCAAGCUUCAAGCCUUUGCUUGGAAGUUAAAGGUGCCUAAGAAGAUAUGUCAUCUUAUAUGGGGGAUAGACAGAGAUCCUUUGGAGCUAGUCCGAUAUGCAGAAAGCGAAUAUCAAGCAUGGUUUGAGGCGAACAAGGUGGUACAACCAGUGGUACAAGACAUCAAUGCUGAGGAAUCUCAAGUCAUAAGCUUGAGUAAUAUUUGUUUGUUAGAUGGAUCUUGGACAGCUUCUGCUCAUUUUAGUGGAUGUGGAUGGGCUUGGAUGGACAGUGGUGGGAACAUUCAACUUAUGGGGCAAGGAACUUCACUCGGCGCGAAUCAGCUUUGCAUUCGGAAGUAG
Messenger RNA from Brassica oleracea var. oleracea, 798 nucleotides. RefSeq lists its product as uncharacterized. Bases 1 to 798 code for a protein of 265 amino acids. The transcript has 2 exons. The record is from RefSeq and is a predicted model, not a curated record. Lineage: Eukaryota; Viridiplantae; Streptophyta; Magnoliopsida; Brassicales; Brassicaceae.